Messenger RNA from Nylanderia fulva, 1122 nucleotides. Lineage: Eukaryota; Metazoa; Arthropoda; Insecta; Hymenoptera; Formicidae. The record is from RefSeq and is a predicted model, not a curated record.
CUUUCAACCACAUUUAUCUCCAUUCUCCCUCCUUUCCCGAAACGUAAAUACACCUUUUGCUCGAUUUGGAUCGCGUCGAAGGUGCGUCGUGGAGGCGAAAAGGAGAGCCCGGCUUUCCCUACGAGUCCGGGAUCCUCGCUUGACAGCAGUGGUCGCUAGCGGCGCGACUUCCUGUUGGAGGUGCACGUUUUUCAACAAAGGAACACACAUACACACAGUGGCUACGCGGCUCGGAAGAAGUUUAUUUCCCACGGAAUCUAUAUGAUGGAGGAUGCUACAGUGGAAAAGUUUAUCUUACAGGUUCAAGAAUACAAGGACUCUCUUAAGACUAAGGUAGCGGAGGAAUUGUUGAUAAAGGGAUUCCCUGAGAAAAUAGUUAAAUUAAAUGAAUUGCUGGAGACACCUGGAUUCUGCAACCGGAAGUUGUCGGAUGUACAUCAAGAAUUAAACGUACCCAUUCCAGACCCAAUAGUUCUUAAUCAUUCCGAAGAUGCCCCUGCUACAAAGAAGCUUAAGUUGGACAAUAAUGCAGAGGAAACCAGCGGAACCAAAGUCAUGGUACUACCAAACGGUCCAGUACCUUGCAACAAAAAACUAUGUGAUCUGAUUUACAUAGUUAAACCGUACAUUAGACAACUUUUGGAGGAUUCUAAUUUAUUAAAAAUGUGGAUUUCUUUCCUGAUUCCAAAAAUCGAAGAUGGAAAUAACUUUGGUGUAUCAAUACAAGAAGAUACGUUAUCUGAGAUUCAAUCAGUUGAAAGUGAAGCAGCCGCGUUCUUCGAUCAAAUCUCUAGGUAUUUCAUCUCUAGAGGAAAGAUCGUUAGUAAAGUCGCGAAAUAUCCACACAUCAUCGAUUAUAGAAGAGCGAUUCAAGAACUAGACGAAAAGGAGUACGUGAGCUUGUGGCUGGUGAUGUGCGAGGUCCGCAAUCGCUACUGUUCGCUGCACGAUCUCGUGAUCAAGAACAUUGAAAAGAUCAAACGGCCACGUUCCUCCAACGCGCAAUCACUGUACUAAGCAUGCUCGUACAACGCGCUGUAUCUACUUGCGGAAUAAUUCAAUAUGAACGUAAAAAUUCGUAAAAUAUAAUAAUAUAAAAUAAAACUCAUCUCAUCAACAUAA